UUGCAUCAAUUUUUCUCGGAUUAAUCAAGCUAAUGGCAAUAAAAGCUCUCAUUUUAGCUAAGGCAGCCUUAAUAUUGUCAUUAAUUGUAUUGAUUACUAAACUAAAAUCAAAUAAAGAACAAGAGCUUAUUGGUACUUAUUGGAGUGUACCUACUACAGGGUUUUCGGCCGGUGGCCAUCAACCAAUGCGAGCUGCUGCUCAAGCAAGUAAUGUCUAUCCUGAAGUAUUAUAUCCUCCAACUGGUAAUAGCAAUGUAAUGAUGAAUCCUAUGUUCCCUCAUGGACCUGGAGUGCAAGCAGUUCAUAGUAUGCGCAGCUUACAAAGCUCAGAACAGUAGUGGUCAUAACUAAGU
This is a messenger RNA of Sitophilus oryzae (rice weevil), 353 nucleotides long. RefSeq lists its product as uncharacterized. NCBI's taxonomy places the organism in Eukaryota, Metazoa, Arthropoda, Insecta, Coleoptera, Curculionidae. The transcript has 2 exons. The coding region runs from base 33 to 338 and encodes 101 amino acids. The record is from RefSeq and is a predicted model, not a curated record.